Messenger RNA from Chiloscyllium plagiosum (whitespotted bambooshark), 1385 nucleotides. The record is from RefSeq and is a predicted model, not a curated record. NCBI's taxonomy places the organism in Eukaryota, Metazoa, Chordata, Chondrichthyes, Orectolobiformes, Hemiscylliidae.
AGGGGUAUUUAAGGCCAAUGCACGCCCCAGAGGGGUAUUUAAGACCAAUGCAGUCCCUAGAGGGGUAUUUAAGGCCAAUGCACUCCCUAGAGGGGUAUUUAAGGCCAAUGCACGCCCCAGACGGGUAUUUACGGUCAAUGCACUCCCUAGAGGGGUAUUUAAGGCCAAUGCACGCCCCAGAGGGGUAUUUAAGACCAAUGCACGCCCUAGAGGAGUAUUUAAGGCCAAUGCACACCCCAGAGGGGUAUUUACGGUCAAUGCACUCCCUAGAGGGGUAUUUAAGGCCAAUGCACGCCCCAGAGGGGUAUUUAAGGCCAAUGCACGCACCAGAGGGGUAUUUAAGGCCAAUGUACGCCCCAGAGGGGUAUUUAAGGCCAAUGCACGCCCCAGAGGGGCAUUUAAGGCCAAUGCACGCCCCAGAGGGGUAUUUAAGGCCAAUGCACUCCCUAGAGGGGUAUUUAAGGUCAAUGCACUCCCUAGAGGGGUAUUUAAGGCCAAUGCAUGCCCCAGAGGGGUAUUUAAGACCAAUGCACUCCCUAGAGGGGUAUUUAAGGCCAAUGCACUCCCUAGAGGGGUAUUUAAGGCCAAUGCACGCCCCAGAGGGGUAUUUAAGACCAAUGCACUCCCUAGAGGAGUAUUUAAGGCCAAUGCACGCCCCAGAGGGGUAUUUAAGGUCAAUGCACUCCGUAGAGGGGUAUUUAAGGCCAAUGCACGCCCCAGAGGGGUAUUUACGGUCAAUGCACUCCCUAGAGGGGCAUUUAAAGCCAAUGCACGCCCCAGAUGGGCAUUUAAGGCCAAUGCACGCCCCAGAGGGGUAUUUAAGGUCAAUGCACGCCCCAGAGGGGUAUUUAAGGUCAAUGCACGCCCCAGAGGGGCAUUUAAGGUCAAUGCACGCCCCAGAGGGGUAUUUAAGGCCAAUGCACGCCCAAGAGGGGUAUUUAAGGUCAAUGCACGCCCAAGAGGGGUAUUUAAGGUAGACGCACUCACCUGACCAGAACUGAGGCAUUGGAAUUGAAUGAGCACCGCGACGCAUGCGUGCGCCCGUCGCUCAGUGGUGCGCAUGUGCGUACCGUUUUUUUUCAGCAACGCGCAUGCCCCCUCACGGCAGGGGCGGCGCCCUCUCGCUGCCGAUUGGAGAGGAGACCCGCCCAUCCAGAGCCGCGGGCCAAUCGGAACGGGCCAGGGCCCUCCGGGUGGGACCCGCGUCCCCGCCCCUGGGACGGCGGCCGCGCAGGGACAGAAAGGGCGAGGGCGGGAGGAGGAACGCGAAACGGAUUCGAAACGAAGCCGAGCUGCAGGCUCCCAGGCCAUUCAGCCCAUCCAGCUUUCUGCUGGCCACGAAGCAGGAAGCCUUUACAGCACAGAGAGAGAGAGAGAGAUAGGCC